Coregonus clupeaformis (lake whitefish) is the source of this 2143-nucleotide messenger RNA. RefSeq names its product alpha-1A adrenergic receptor-like. Gene Ontology annotation, biological process: phospholipase C-activating G protein-coupled receptor signaling pathway; positive regulation of cytosolic calcium ion concentration; adenylate cyclase-activating adrenergic receptor signaling pathway. The coding region runs from base 604 to 2091 and encodes 495 amino acids. The transcript is spliced from 3 exons. Lineage: Eukaryota; Metazoa; Chordata; Actinopteri; Salmoniformes; Salmonidae. The record is from RefSeq and is a predicted model, not a curated record. Gene Ontology annotation, molecular function: alpha1-adrenergic receptor activity. Gene Ontology annotation, cellular component: membrane.
CAGACUCCUCAGGGCGCUACACCGGGUGUGCGCGUCUCGACAACAGCAAUAAAUAGCCUACUGUCUGAAUAGUUUGUCCAGUCCAUACGAAAAAUAUAUUUGCUUUGAUCAUACUUGUACUGUCAAAGAACGGUACUCGUUUGGGAGGCAUUUAGGGAUAACAAGUGGGACUUCUGUUCAAUGAAAACAUCCCUCCAGCAAGUUUCUAUCAUGCCAUCUCAGUCCCAUCGUGAAAGAGACACCAUAAACAUAUUGGAUCUUGACUUUAUGACCCAGAAAGCCCUGCAGCCAAACUCCAAAGACAGAUGGUGCAACAAGCAUUGGCAGUGCUGAAGAUUCACUAUCCUGACCUGUCAGUGUUUUUAAUGUUACUGCCAAAGACAUUUGUGCAGGCAUUGGCAAGGGCUCAUGCCUCCUAGCAUCAAAGAUCUGUGAUUGACGAGGUACCAACUUCUCCAGUCUUGAGUCACAUGAAGGGGAGAUACAAAUGGUGGACUCCCAACUCCUGUGCUGAAGUUUACAUGGCUGAAUUCUGAUUUAACAAAACAUGACAGUCAAUCCCAAAGACAUUCAACUAGUGAAUGAACUGUAAACAAACCCAAAAUGGUUCCCUCAGAUGAAAACAUCACGAUCCCUGUGUCAGAAAGCUGUCCCAACGGCAGCUCCUCCUCCUCCUCCGCUGAGGUGGAUAUCACUAAGGCGGUGACCCUGGGCCUGGUGCUGGGGGUGUUUGUCAUCUUCGGGGUUCUCGGUAACAUCCUGGUCAUCCUGUCUGUGGUGUGCCACCACCACCUACGCUCCGUCACACACUACUUCAUCGCCAACCUUGCGGCGGCAGACCUGCUCCUGAGCUCCACCGUGCUGCCGUUCUCUGCCACCUCGGAGGUCCUGGGCCGCUGGGUGUUUGGCCGGCCUUUCUGCAGUGCUUGGGCCGCCCUGGAUGUUCUCUGCUGCACUGCCUCUAUCCUCAGCCUGUGUGUCAUCUCUGUUGACCGCUACCUAGCCGUCAGCUACCCACUGCACUACCCUGCCAUGGCCACUGGGCGGCAUGGCCUGGUCGCAGUGGCAGCUCUCUGGGGCCUCUCGGCAGCCAUAUCCGUAGGUCCACUCUUCGGCUGGAAGGAGCCCGACCCAGAGGACGAGACUGAGUGCCGGAUCACAGAGGAACCGGGUUAUGCUAUUUUCUCUGCCCUGGGGUCGUUCUAUGUGCCACUGGCUGUCAUCCUGGCCAUGUACUGCAGGGUGUAUGUGGUGGCCAAGCGGAAGACUCGGGACCUGAGGGAGGGCAGGAAGAGGGAGGGGGGGAUGGACACGGAGGGAGAGGGAGUGACACUGAGGAUCCAUCGGGGAAAUGCCCCUGCUAAGCCAGAGGGGCAGGAGGAGGAGGGAGAGAAGGGCAUCAUGAGGCGGAGACGCACCACGUUCGCCCUCAUGCGCUUGCUGAAGUUCUCCCGGGAGAAGAAGGCAGCCAAGACUCUUGGCAUUGUGGUUGGCUGCUUCAUUCUCUGCUGGCUGCCCUUCUUCCUGGUUAUGCCCAUCGGCUCCAUAUUCCCAUCGUACAGGCCAUCUGACACCAUCUUUAAGAUCACCUUCUGGCUGGGCUACCUCAACAGCUGUAUCAACCCCAUCAUCUAUCCCUGCUUCAGCCAGGAGUUCAAAAGGGCCUUCCUCAAUGUUCUGCAUGGACAUUGCCUCAGACAGGGGGGAAGGAGCUCCAAGUCUCUGGGGUUUGCUCCUUCCUAUUGUCCCAGUCCUGGUCCAUCGUCUCUUAUUAGAUCCCAGGCUCCCCACUCCUCCUCCAGCUCCUCCACACCCUCCACCCAGCCACGCCAAGUCCCCUCCCCAGCCUCUCAUGCCUCCUCCUCUGGCUGCUGGAGGACCUUCUCUUGCUCCUCUUCCUCGGUGGGGGUGCCAGGCCAUACCCAAAGUGCCCGGGUCCACAGUAAAAGCCUGCUGAAGGCAUGGUGUUUUGCAGCAGGGGAGAACCCAUCCCAACAGGGUGCUGCUUGCCUGAGCCCCUCAGCCCCUGGUGCUACAUGUCAAACGAAAGUCCAUUGCCUCUCCCUGGGAGCAAGAGGGGAGGCUGUCUGACUGGGAACACUACAUUUACAUUUUAGUCAUUUAGAAGACGCUCUUAUCCAGA